This is a messenger RNA of Dreissena polymorpha, 1124 nucleotides long. RefSeq lists its product as uncharacterized. NCBI's taxonomy places the organism in Eukaryota, Metazoa, Mollusca, Bivalvia, Myida, Dreissenidae. The record is from RefSeq and is a predicted model, not a curated record. The transcript is spliced from 2 exons. Bases 247 to 507 code for a protein of 86 amino acids.
CAUGUGCUAUAAAUGUAACGUUACAAUUAUUCGAUUUGCAACUAAAAAUAUACAAAUGGUUAAUAAUCACAGACUUUUACUUUCCUGUUCUAUAGUUAUUCUUAUAUUUGUCUAAUCUCUUCGCAGCGGCAAAUAAACGGUUACGAAAAUCCACGAAAUAGUUUCGCGCUGGAUCUCUAUAUUUUUGUUCCAUAUUUGGAUUUUAUUAGAUUAGAAUAGUAACCUAUUUGGCAAAAGAAAAGGAGCAUGGGUAACGGAGGCGGUGGCGGUUAUGGCGGCUACGGAAGAGGGGGCGGCGGUGGUGGUGGUGGCGGCGGUGGGUUGGGAGCCGGAAGUGGCGGCAGAGGAGGGAGCUACGGUAGAAACGGCCAGGAUGGAGAGGAUGGGUUUUUGUUUGGAGCUGGGGGCGGAGGGGGAGGCGGGGGUGCCGGCGGGGGACGAGGCGGAAGAGGAGGACGCGGCGGCAUUUUCGGCGCUAACGGCAAGGAUGGGAAGAAUGGAAACUGACCCAUGGACUUUGACCGCACUGACGUUUGUGUACAUUUCAUUAAGUUAUUGACCUAAAUUAUAUAAUGCACAUUUCUGAGACAUUUUGAAAAACUUAAAAAAUUGCCGCUACUUAAGUUUUUAUACGAACUUGGUUUCGGUUUUAAAUGUAUUAUAUGAUACAUAGUGUUGUAAAUUUUAGUAAAUGAACUCAAUUUAGACUGCUUUGUUUGAUGCCAUCGGGGCAUGGUGGACAUUUGUUAUCAGAACAGGAUACCAUGUGGUCAUCAUUUCAUAAUAAAGACUAGUCUGGUGUGUUGCUCUGCAAACUCUGCAGGUCAAAUAUUUCAACAGUUGCGAUAAUAAAUAUCAAUUAAAUGUUAGGUCCUAUCAGUGUCUUUUCACACAUCCAAAUAUGGGAGGGUGGGAAGAUUUGUAUGAAAAGCCAGGUUCUGUGAGGGAGCUGGCGGAGAGUAGAAUUGAAUGUAGAGAUGGAAAGAUACUAGUAGUAUGAGAUAGAGUUGGUGGCAGUUUGAUUAAGAAUGGAUUUUACCUAGAUUGUGAAGACAGUUAACAAAUAAACAUUAUUGGUGUAUCUAUGUAUUUUCGUAGUGUGUAAAUAAAAUGUAGAGUACAUA